Aspergillus terreus NIH2624 is the source of this 849-nucleotide messenger RNA. Its product is annotated as oxygenase MpaB family protein. Bases 1 to 849 code for a protein of 282 amino acids. Lineage: Eukaryota; Fungi; Ascomycota; Eurotiomycetes; Eurotiales; Aspergillaceae. The transcript has a single exon. Gene Ontology annotation, molecular function: oxidoreductase activity. The record is from RefSeq and is a predicted model, not a curated record.
AUGACCACCACCGACCUACAAACAGAGAAACACUCAGAGGCCAUCACCGCAGCCCUCAACAACCCUCAGCACAUCCAACGCAUCCUCCGCGAGGGCAUCCUGCUCGCCGGCGGCGCAGCCGCCAUCCUCCUACAGGUCGCGAACCCAGGCGUUGGCAAAGGCGUGAGCAACCACAGCAACUUCGCCUACCGCCCGGUCGACCGGCUGCGCACAACCAUGACAUACGUGUAUUGCAUGGUAUUUGGGUCGCCGCAGGAAAAAGAAACCGUGAUCCAACUGGUGCACCGCGUCCAUUCCGUCGUGAAGGGAUUAGAUUACUCGGCCGACGACGCACAGCUGCAGCUCUGGGUAGCUGCGACGCUGUACGCGGUGGGGGUUGAUCUGUACGAAAGGGUAUUUGGCGCGAUCACCGAGGACAAAGCUGAGCAGCUGUACCGCGAAUACGCCGUCCUUGCGACCUCCCUACGUGUGCCGGCGGAGAUGUGGCCGCAGGACCGCGAGGCGUUUUGGGCGUACUGGGACGAGCAAAUACAGGGCUUUGAUGUCUCUCCCGAGGCCAAGGAGGUGGCUAAUGACUUGCUGCGGAAUAAGAGAUUGCCGGUUUAUCUCAGGUCGUUUCUCCCGCUCCUGCGGGUCAUGACUACGUACAUGAUCCCGCCGCGACUGCGGGAGCAGUUUGGGCUCAAGGAUACCAGGGGCCGGGAGAGGGUGUAUAUGCUCACCAUGGGCUUGACCAAGAUUACCUAUCCUGUCAUCCCCAAGUUCAUCCGGACUUAUCCACACAAGUACUAUCUGAAGGAUAUGCGGCGGCGGAUUGAGAAGGCGAACGGAAAGCCGGAGAAACUAUAG